GGUCGAGAAGAAGAGAAUAGCUUGUAGCGCAGUGGAGGCUUGUCAUUAAACCUAUCACCGUGUUUUUACGCUAUAACAUCAGGUGUUGUUACAACGCUAGAAUUACGUUAUUUGCGACAAAAUUCUCUCAAAUUUUAUGCAUCACUGUAUUCUGUCCGUAGUUCUUUAGCUGCGCGCUGACGCCAAAGCGAGCUGACGAGUAAAUAAGCAUGGCUUAUGCACAGAUACUGAGAUCCCUGCAGUGGAAACAGACGACCGCACGAUACGUGUUGAAUCCACGUAAACUCCUGGCGGCCCUUCCUGGUCACGCGCACGCAGCAACGGCUCUGAUCCACAGAGGCUUCCCGUCUUCUGCGUGUGUGCUUUCUGCCAGGAGCUUCGCUGUCAACUCCUCUGCUCGGAGUCAGAAGUUAAAACCGAAAGAGAGCGACCUGACAGUUUCCAGGUACGGGAGUCCAAACACUUCGACUGGACAAAAAGUGAAGGAAGCUGGUCGAGAUUUUACCUACUUGAUCGUUGUGCUCGUUGGACUUGGAGUGACAGGUGGCCUUCUGUUUGUGGUCUUCCAGGAGCUGUUUAGUUCCUCCAGUCCGAAUAAAAUAUAUGGCAAAGCUUUUGACCGAGUGAAGUCACACCCGGAGGUGAUCGGUGCAUUUGGAGAACCUAUCAAGUGUUAUGGAGAGACGACGCGCAGAGGAAGAAGACAGCAAGUCAGUCAUAUGAUGUACCAAAAAGAUGGACUUAAAUAUAUGAGAUUGAAGUUUUACAUCGAAGGAUCCGAGCCAGCCAUAAAAGGAACUGUGCAUUCAGAAUCGAAAGAGAAUCCUGACACUGGAAAGUUUGAGUUCCGUUACAUAUUUGUGGACGUUGACACCUACCCGAGGCGAACCAUCGUUGUGGAGGACAACAGAUAAAAGAUCAAGGUCGCGUUCUGUCACUGGGAAUUACAAUCUGUAAAUAAAUGUGUUUUUUGGUAAUCAAGUGUUAUCCAUCUUAACUGAACAUCAUCCCUAAACAUGAAAAUUUAAGUUUUGAAUGUGAGUGUGUGAGAUGAGGUUUUUGUCUGCA
Synchiropus splendidus (mandarinfish) is the source of this 1068-nucleotide messenger RNA. RefSeq names its product translocase of inner mitochondrial membrane 21 (gene timm21). Bases 210 to 914 code for a protein of 234 amino acids. The record is from RefSeq and is a predicted model, not a curated record. The transcript is spliced from 6 exons. Gene Ontology annotation, biological process: protein import into mitochondrial matrix. Lineage: Eukaryota; Metazoa; Chordata; Actinopteri; Syngnathiformes; Callionymidae. Gene Ontology annotation, cellular component: TIM23 mitochondrial import inner membrane translocase complex.